Molecule: messenger RNA, 2655 nt
Organism: Fibroporia radiculosa
Lineage: Eukaryota; Fungi; Basidiomycota; Agaricomycetes; Polyporales; Fibroporiaceae
Exons: 5
Coding region: 1-2655 (884 amino acids)
Biological process (GO): protein processing
Cellular component (GO): Golgi membrane; trans-Golgi network
Molecular function (GO): serine-type endopeptidase activity
Source: RefSeq, a predicted model, not a curated record
AUGCGCCUCCCGUUCACUCUUAUCUUUGCGCUCCUUGGCUGCGAUGCUGUUUUUGCUUCGCCCGCGAAACGACACUACUCCACCCACAAUUACUAUGUCCUCGAACAUGAUCCGUCCGCAGGUGCUUCGCUGGCCGAUGUUGCGCGAACGCUAGGCGUCGAGGUUAUAGAGCAGGCUGGAGAACUGCAUAAUCAUUGGCUCGUGCGGGCAUCAAAACCUACAUCUGCUCUCGACAGCAGGCAGUUAGACCCAGUAAUGCAGAUUUGGGAGGGGUUGCAAGCGGGAACGGUCCACAAUUCCUACGCAAGAGCAGAUGAGACACUCCUGAGCCGGCACGUAGCAUCCUCUGUUAAGUAUCUUUCGCCACAAACUUUGCGACAGCGCGUCAAGCGUGCGCCUCCUCCUAUAAAUCCCGGAAGCCAGACGGACGAACAGGUAGAGUCUUCGAAGGCAUUUGCUCAGCGUAUGGGCAUCCUGGACCCGGACUUUCCGAGGCAAUGGCAUCUCAUCAAUGACCAAUUUCCUCACCAUAUGAUGAAUGUAACGGGUCUUUGGGAAAUGGGCCAUACGGGCGAAGGGGUAAUUACUGCUUUUGUGGAUGAUGGUUUGGACUAUACCAGCGACGAUCUAGCUGCCAAUUUUUAUGCUGCGGGCUCCUAUGAUUUCAAUGACCACUUGGAUUUGCCUACCCCGACUCUCUUCGACGAUCAUCAUGGCACUCGAUGCGCUGGUCAGGUCGCUGCCGUUAAGAACGAGCUGUGUGGAGUUGGUAUUGCCUACGACUCUAAAGUCGCUGGUCUGCGUAUAUUGUCAGGGCCCAUUUCUGAUGUUGACGAGUCCGCAGCCCUGAACUACGACUAUCAAAACACGUCCAUCUAUUCAUGCAGCUGGGGACCUCCGGACGAUGGCAAGUCUAUGGAAGGGCCAGGAUAUAUGAUCAGAAAAGCUAUAGUGAAUGGCAUCCAAAAAGGUCGUCAAGGCAAAGGUUCCGUUUUUGUUUUUGCUAGUGGAAAUGGGGGUAGAAGUGCGGACCAGUGCAAUUUCGAUGGCUAUACAAACAGCAUUUUCUCCAUUACAGUUGCCGCGAUCGAUUUUAGGGGUCUUCACCCGACCUAUUCAGAAGCUUGUGCGGCUAAUAUGGUCGUGGCAUAUUCAUCGGGUGGUGGUAACGCAAUUGCCACCACUGACCGGGGGAAAAACAAGUGCUCUUAUUCUCAUGGUGGGACCUCUGCCGCAGCACCAAAUGCGGCUGGUGUCUUUGCUUUGGCGCUGGGUGUGCGACCGGAUUUAACAUGGCGUGAUCUGCAACACUUGUGCGUUCGUACGGCGACGAAGGUCAACCCGGACGAUCCAGACUGGGAAAUAACGGCUUCAGGCAAUCAGUUCAGCUAUAAAUAUGGAUAUGGCGCCGUCAAUGGCUAUAAAUUUGUUCAAGCUGCCAAAACCUGGCAGCUAGUGAAGCCGCAGACAUUCAUCAAUCUACCCGUUGUUCAGGUGGAAAAUGGUACAAUGGAUCUCUUUCACCAAACGACUGGCGGGACAAUCAUUGCCCCAGGAGGUGUCUCCAGUUCAAUGACGUUGUCACAGUCUUUGCUGGACGAAAACAACUUCGGCGCAUUGGAGCAUAUUACUAUCCAGGUGUGGAUCACUCAUACAAGAAGAGGAGACGUGGAGGUCGAGCUCGUGAGUCCGAAUGGCGUCAAGAGUAUCUUGGCCGCGAAGCGAUUCGCGGACAAAGCGACGACAGGCUUCCGCGGUUGGACCUUUAUGACCGUGAAGCACUGGGAUGAGAGCCCUGUAGGCACUUGGAAUAUUCGUGUCUCUGACCAGGAUAACGAGGGCGAGAUAGGCCGAUUCCUCGGUUGGACAAUGACUAUAUGGGGCUCUGCUAAGGAUGCAAGCAAACCCGUCAAGAUCUACGACGUCCCUACCGUCGAUACAGUGCUCCCUCCCCCUCACCCAGAGGCUAACAUACCAGCGUCGACUAUUGUAGCGGUUCCAACGUCGACCAAGACGUACGCGAAACCCACUGCGCAUCUCCCGGGUGAUCACAGUGAUUCGGAAGGCGAGGCGCACAAGCCUGCCUUCCCCGUUGGUCCACAAAACGGUACCAGACCUGGGACUGACACCGCUGAUCCUUCACAGUCGUCAGCUGUAGUCACAAACACGCCCACACCAGACGAAGGAUGGUUCGCCGAACUCUCGAAUCUGGUCACCAAUCAGAUAUGGUUCUUUGUUGCCGUAGGAGCCGUCAUCCUAUUCGGCGUUAUCGCAGGUCUAUUUUUCUGGAGGCGCGCGGCACGCAGGAAAGCCGCCUACACGAGUUUACCUGAAAGCGAUGAGGUCGUCCUGAGCUCCGUUGACAAGGGUGCAGGGGUUGGUCAGCGAUCGAAGGAGCUCUAUGAUGCUUUCGGGGAAGUAUCAGACGACGAGGAAGCCGACGAAGAAACCCGGCUGCGUCCUGCUGGCGUGUCACCUGCAGUGAACUUGCACGCCGGAUUCUUAGAUGAUGAUCCUUCUACCGCUGGGGGUAUCACCCCGAGAUAUAGAGAUGAACCCGAGGAGGGCAUGCACGCACAUGAAAGGGAACGAUCGGAUAGUCCCACAAGUGGAAGUGGAGAUGGAAGCUGGGAGCAUGCUUCCGAGACACGAUAG